CGGGCUUUACGUCUGCACUCACGGUUAGUCACGUUGCUGGGUACCGCGUGUUCGUCGCCAAGGUUAGUUGUCGCGUGGUCUGAAAAAACAAAAAGUGAUGUAUAAUUAUUUUCGUAAUACAUGAAAGAGAUAUAAACUCGACUCGCCGUUGUUGCGAAGCGUUCGAUAAGAAAAGGAAACCAUGAAAAAUCUCGCGGUUCACGAAGUACGUCGUAGGAAUCUCGAAUGUUUGAGGGACGCAAGAAUUAAUCAAGAUCUCUUGAAGUCCAUACAAUGCUCUUUGAAUGCGAGCAACAACGAUGUAUACUUGCUGGUGGACAAGUACCUCUGCGCGAUACCGUUCGAAGGCCAGAGAAUUCUGGACAUGGAUCAUCCCUCCAAAGUAAUCGCAUUGGAGUAUUGCAUCACCAUGCAGGAAUUGUAUUGUGCAUACGAGUCCGGUUGCAUUACCACAAUCGACACAAAAGAUCACGCUUCUAUCGAGUGCAAAGUAGCGGCGACGUUCGCCAGUGGUCUACAGUGCAUGAAACUCAGCCCGGAUCAUGAGCUCAUCGUUGUUGUAACGGGUGCAGGAACUGUAGCCACUAUGGUAUUAGACUUCCAGAUAAUGUCGGAGGUAAAUUUGUACUCCGAAGAGUUUGGGCAGAAUGAAUUUGUCAAUGUUGGUUGGGGUAAAAAGGAGACUCAGUUUCAUGGUUCCAUGGGUAAAGCGGCGGCUCGAGCCAAAUCGGAACAGCCGAUACCGAAUAAGUACGAUGAAGGUCGCACUCGGAUCGCUUGGCGUGAAGACGGUGCGUUUUUCGCUGUUAAUUUUCUGGAUAGGGAAACAAAAAUUCGAAAAUUUAAGAUAUUCGACAGAGAGGGCACUUUGCAUUAUACCAGUGAACAGGUCAACGGAUUGGAAGAACAUAUAACUUGGAAUCCAUGUAACAAUCUAAUGAUCGCCAUACCUCAGAUAUUAAACGAUAAGUAUGUCGUUGCAUUCUUCGAGAAAAACGGCCUGAAAUAUUCGGAGUUGUUAUUGCCCUUUAAACCGGGUGAAGUAAAGGUGAAAGAUCUGCUUUGGUCAUCAGAUAUUUUGGCCGUUGUCUGUCACGAGCCAGAAGCGAGCACUACACAAAUACAACUAUGGACUGAAAGUAAUUGUCAUUGGUAUCUUAAACAAACUCUUGUCUUUCCUGUAGAUAAUCAAUUGCUGUAUGCAACAUGGAGCAAUGUAGCUGAAACUAACAAAAAGGAAUUAAUUUACGUAACAACGAAAGAACUUACUUUCUGCUCGUUUAAUUGGUGCCACAGUCAUAGCAGAGGCAGCACUGUGGAUGAUAAAGCUGUAUUUGGUGUUAUUGACGGAAACAAAAUAUUAGUUACUGCUUUUAAAGACGGAAUUGUCCCACCGCCAGUAGCACAUCAAUCUAUAGAAACUUUCGAAUCACAAAAUGCAAUUAGUUUUGCCCCGAGUAAAUCAUCUUCGAUAAGCAGCAGCGAUUUCUGUACUAUUUCAUGCAAUAAUAGACUGAUGUUUUUCAAGAAGGAAGCCAACUCAGACUAUGUACACGUAAACUCGUACAGCAUUGAUUUUGACUUACGUGACAUGCAAUUUGAAGAAGUCCCUUGCAUCGUUUCGAAGCACAUAAAUCAUUUCUUGUGGUUUACAGAAGACAUCAUAUUGUUCUCUAUAAUUAUAGAGAACCAUAGUCUCUUGUGCGUUUUAUCUCUAAAUGAAAUAAAUUCCAAGGACUGUCUGAAAAUACAAAAAGUUCACGUUUUGGAUUAUUUAAUAGAGCGUAUAGUUUCUUCUCCCGAUGCAAAUGCUGCUUACAUAAAAGCAAGAGAUCAAAUAUUUAAGUACACACGGGAUGGAAGAAUUGAACACACAAAUAUAACUUUAAGCAAGCCAUGCGUGAAAAUGGAAGUUAUACAAAUUGACUCGAGAGACGUUAUCCUUGCACUGUCUUCGGACAACAGUUUCUUAGUUGAUGGAAAAGAAAGUGCUAAGAAUAUUACAAGUUUUUAUGUACAUUCUGAAUUUUUGCUUCUUACAUCGCUACAAGAUACACUUAUUUGCGUCUCAUUAAAUGAAAGUGGUGUACAGCAGCUAAGUAAACAUGAUUUGACCGUUAAGCCUUGGUUAGAUAACGAGGUGGAGGUAUUUACAAAUAUCUAUUUUAGACGAGUCGAAAAAAAUUCUACUAUAGUAACGGCGAUACCACACGACUCGAUGGUAAUUUUACAGAUGCCUAGAGGAAAUUUAGAGGCUAUACAUCCAAGGCCUUUAUUGCUGCAUCUAGUAAAAUCUUGUCUUCGUAACUGGAAUUAUUUGACGGCGCUUGCCAUAAUGACUAAACAUCGUAUAAACUUAAAUUUAAUAUACGACCACGAUCCACAAUUAUUUCUGGAUAAUGUGGAAAGGUUCAUAAACGAUCUUGUACAGCAUAAUAAAGUGAUUUGGUUGAAUCUGUUUUUGUCAGAAUUACAGGACAGCGAUGUCACUGAUACGACGUACGCAUUUUGUUAUGUCGAUCGCAAAUCUGGCCAUACAAGUGACAAAACUACAGUUAAUAAGGUAGACAAGAUUUGUAAGUUAUUAAGAGAUACCAUGGAGAAACAUCAAAAUGCGAAUAAUUUAAUACAACCAAUAUUGAUCAGCUUGGUGAAAAAUCGACAAAGACAAGGAUUGGAAGAUGCACUUAGCAAAAUAAAGCAAAUAAAAAUGUUGGAAGAUUCACGAAGAAUGGCGCCACAUGGUUUUACCGUAUCUGCUUUCGAAGCGCUAAAGUUUUUACAGCAUUUCGUCACUUUCGAUAUACUAUACGAUAUUGCAUUAGGCAUGUACGAUUUAGAACUCGCACUGUUCAUAGCGAGUAAAUCACCGAAAGAUCCCAAGGAAUAUAUACCAUUUCUGAACAAAUUGAAAAAAUUAGACGAAAAUUACAUGAAGUAUACUAUUAAUGUUCAUCUUAAACGUUAUGAUUCAGCGUUAGAGUAUUUGUCUAAAGUUCCAGGACAUUUUGAAAAAUGUUUAGAAUUGAUACGUAAUCAACAGUUAUAUAAGUUUGGAAUGAAAUUAUUUAAAAGGAACACUGCAGAGCAUAAAAUGGUGGCUGAAAUUUUUGGAGAAUUUUUAUUAAGCGAAAAUAAAUAUCCGGAAGCUGGUAUGAUGUUUUAUAGAAGUGGCAAUCUUGACAGAGCUGUAAAGACAUUUACCAUGUCACCUGAUAAUUGGGAAGACGUGAUCGCAAUAGCAAAAGAAAUGAAGUUAAGCCAAAAAAAUUUAAACCAACUUUACCAAACCCUGGUUGAAAAUUUGAAAGAAGCGCGAAAAUAUGAACCUGCAGCUACAAUAUUAAAAGAUUACCUAAAUGAUGUUGAAGAUGCAAUUGCAUUAUUAUGUGAGGCAAAAUUAUGGAAAUACGCAAUACGGAUAGCAAUUGAUAAUCAGCGUUUAGAUCUGAAUGAAACGCAUAUUAAACCUGGACUGAAGGAACAUGCAGAACAUGUGAUUUCACAGUUGAGUGAAAUGAAGAGAAACUUUUUAAGACACAAGUCGCGUCUUGCUGUAGUGAGAGCAGAAAUUGUGACAAAACAUACACAAGUGUUCGUUGACAAAGUCUAUAAAGAUGAACUGCAAUCUAAUAAAGAGCUUCUGGAUACCAUUAGUGAUACAGCCAGCAUUGCCGAUUCUACUGCAAGCCAACUAUCGCGACUGUCUAUACAUACAAGCAAAAGCUAUCGGUCAAGUAAAAACCGUAGAAAACAAGAGAGAAAAUUGUUCAGUUUAAAAGAGGGCAGUAUGUUUGAAGAUAUAAGUUUAAUACAUGCUCUUUACCAACUCGUUAAUUGUGCGAACAAGAAUAGAGAUGAAUGGUGUCAGCUGUUACAACUGCUAAUAAGAUUCGAGUUUGAUGAAAGCGCAGAAAAGAUCGUAGUUGAGGCAAAGGACUUCUUUCAAUUGGUGGAAAGUAGUAAAAAUGAAAUUUGGGACAAAUCCAUUCCCACAAGUUUCUCUAUCCUAGAAAAAUAUGGAAACUAUUCACAGGCACAACUUCAGGAAUAUAUGGGUGCUAUUAAAUUAGUUGAACGCUAUGUAAUAUGUUCUCCUGAACUUGAAGAAACACCACGUAUAUUGACCACAUUUUUUUAAACAUUUUUCUGUAAAUAAAUCAAUUUACAAUGUGUUUGAAAGAUACACGCGCAAAUACUUAUAUACUAAUUAUUUUAUAUACAUAUUAUAGGAUAUAGCAGUAUAAAACGUAAAAUCGAAGAACAUUUCUUUAUCACUAUAUUGAUAAAAAUUUUCUAAACUAUGUAUGAUAUCUCCAAAAAAUUAUUACCUCUCGCUUUUGUACACAACUUUCAUCCAAUUUAUAUUUCAAAAUGGCAAUCGAAAGACUUAACGAUAGCCUCCCAUACUAAUUGAGAUAGACUACAUUUGAGAAAAUACGAAUAUAAAAGUAUAAGAAAAAAAA
Messenger RNA from Vollenhovia emeryi, 4466 nucleotides. It is a transcript of the gene Elp1, whose product is annotated as putative elongator complex protein 1. Lineage: Eukaryota; Metazoa; Arthropoda; Insecta; Hymenoptera; Formicidae. Gene Ontology annotation, biological process: tRNA wobble base 5-methoxycarbonylmethyl-2-thiouridinylation. The transcript is spliced from 14 exons. Gene Ontology annotation, cellular component: cytosol; elongator holoenzyme complex. Bases 182 to 4141 code for a protein of 1319 amino acids. The record is from RefSeq and is a predicted model, not a curated record. Gene Ontology annotation, molecular function: protein binding; tRNA binding.